This is a messenger RNA of Sus scrofa (pig), 3769 nucleotides long. It is a transcript of the gene GFM1, whose product is annotated as G elongation factor mitochondrial 1. Gene Ontology annotation, molecular function: GTP binding; GTPase activity; translation elongation factor activity. Lineage: Eukaryota; Metazoa; Chordata; Mammalia; Artiodactyla; Suidae. The record is from RefSeq and is a predicted model, not a curated record. Gene Ontology annotation, biological process: mitochondrial translational elongation. Gene Ontology annotation, cellular component: mitochondrion.
UCUUUUUUUUCUCCCCUCCUUUGCCUGCUUCUCCCCGGAAGUGCUCUUCCAGCACUGACUGCCGGCGUGACUUUGAACGCUUCUGGCAGUGGUGCAGGUUGCUGGGUACACCGGGCGCUGUGGGACUUUCGCGUCUAUUCUACGCUCGCCAUGAGGCUGCUGGGAGCCGCCGCCGCCGCCGCGGCCGUGGGGCGCGGGCCGCUCCCGCGGAUCCCCGCUGCCCUCGGCUGGCCGGGGAAGCAGGCUAAUUGGAAGAUCUGCCGAUGGUGUUCAUCAGGGGUGAUUCCUAAUGAAAAGAUACGAAAUAUUGGAAUCUCAGCUCACAUUGAUUCUGGGAAAACUACAUUAACAGAACGAGUGCUUUACUACACUGGUAGAAUUGCAAAAAUGCAUGAGGUGAAAGGUAAAGAUGGAGUUGGUGCUGUCAUGGAUUCCAUGGAACUAGAGAGACAAAGAGGAAUCACUAUUCAGUCAGCGGCCACCUAUACCUUGUGGAAAGAUGUUAAUAUCAACAUUAUAGAUACUCCUGGGCACGUGGACUUCACCAUAGAAGUUGAAAGAGCCCUGAGAGUGCUGGAUGGUGCGAUCCUUGUUCUCUGUGCAGUCGGAGGGGUGCAGUGCCAGACCAUGACUGUUAAUCGUCAGAUGCAGCGCUACAGUGUUCCAUUUCUAACUUUCAUUAACAAACUGGACCGAAUGGGCUCCAACCCAACCAGGGCCCUGCAGCAAAUGAGGUCUAAACUUAAUCAUAAUGCAGCACUUGUGCAGAUACCCAUUGGUUUGGAGGGUGAUUUUAAAGGUAUUAUAGAUCUUAUUGAGGAACGAGCCAUCUAUUUUGAUGGAGAUUUUGGUCAGAUUGUUCGAUAUGGGGAAAUUCCAGCAGAAUUCAGGGCAGCAGCCUCUGACCAUCGGCAGGAGCUGAUUGAAUCUGUUGCUAAUUCAGAUGAGCAACUUGGAGAGAUGUUUCUGGAAGAAAAAAUUCCCUCAGCUUCUGAUUUAAAGCUUGCAAUUCGAAGAGCUACUAUAAAUAGGUCAUUUACUCCUGUCUUUUUGGGAAGUGCCUUGAAGAACAAAGGAGUUCAGCCUCUUUUAGAUGCUGUUGUAGAAUACCUCCCCAAUCCAUCUGAAGUCCAGAAUUAUGCUAUACUCAAUCAGGAUGACUCACAAGAGAAAACGAAAAUCUUAAUGAACUCCAAAAGAGAUGAUUCCCAUCCAUUUGUAGGCCUGGCUUUUAAACUGGAGGCAGGUCGAUUUGGACAGUUAACUUAUGUUCGCAAUUAUCAAGGAGAGUUGAAGAAGGGUGACACCAUCUAUAACACGAGGACAAGAAAGAAAGUGCGGGUGCAGCGGCUGGUUCGCAUGCACGCCGACAUGAUGGAGGAUGUUGAGGAAGUGUUUGCCGGAGACAUCUGUGCCUUGUUUGGCAUUGACUGUGCUAGUGGAGACACAUUCACAAACAAAGAGAAUAGUGGCCUUUCUAUGGAGUCAAUUCAUGUUCCUGAUCCUGUCAUUUCAAUAGCAAUGAAGCCUUCUAACAAGAAUGAUCUGGAAAAAUUUUCAAAAGGUAUUGGCAGGUUUACAAGAGAAGAUCCCACGUUUAAAGUCCACUUUGACACUGAGAGCAAGGAGACAAUUGUAUCUGGAAUGGGAGAAUUACACCUGGAAAUCUAUGCUCAGAGAAUGGAAAGAGAAUAUGGCUGUCCUUGUAUCACAGGAAAGCCAAAAGUUGCUUUCAGAGAGACCAUCACUGCCCCUGUCCCGUUUGAGUUUACACAUAAAAAGCAGUCGGGUGGUGCAGGCCAAUUUGGAAAGGUGAUAGGUGUGCUGGAGCCUCUGGACCCAGAGAACUACACUAAGUUGGAGUUUUCAGAUGAAACAUUUGGGGCAAAUGUUCCAAAGCAAUUUGUGCCUGCUGUGGAAAAGGGGUUUUUGGAUGCUUGCGAGAAGGGCCCUCUGUCUGGUCAUAAGCUCUCUGGACUUCGGUUUGUCCUGCAAGAUGGAGCACAUCACAUGGUGGAUUCCAAUGAAAUCUCUUUCAUCCGCGCUGGAGAAGGUGCUCUAAAACAAGCCUUGGCAAAUGCAACAGUAUGUAUUCUUGAACCUAUCAUGUCUGUGGAAGUUAUAGCUCCAAAUGAAUUUCAGGGACCAGUGAUUGCAGGAAUUAACCGACGCCAUGGGGUAAUCACAGGACAGGAUGGAGUUGAGGACUAUUUUACAGUCUAUGCAGAGGUCCCUCUAAACGAUAUGUUUGGUUAUUCCACUGAACUUCGGUCAUGCACAGAGGGGAAGGGAGAAUAUACUAUGGAGUACUGCAGAUAUCAGCCGUGUUCACCGGCCACACAAGAAGACCUCGUUAAUAAGUAUUUGGAAGCUACAGGUCAACUUCCUGUAAAAAAAGGAAAGGCCAAGAACUAACUUUCCUCACUUUGUUGACUAACUUUAAUUAAAUCUGCAAGGUUUAGAUACUUUAAUGGAUUCUGGUGAAUGAAUUCAGACUGAAAACAAGUCAUUUUAGAUUCCUAUUAUAUUCAGAAACUCUUGUGAUAUAAAAGUUAAUUCUAUGUAUAUCUCAACUCUUUUGAUUGGUUUUCUACCUCAAAUAAAAUAUGGUUAUUACUGAAAUAUAUUUAAUAUUUAUUUAAGGGAGGAAGGGACUUAUUUCUGUUAUACUUCUAAACUUGGAACAUGUGAAUUUUUUUUUUUAAUCAUAAGAAUUUUCAGCAUACAGAAAAGCUGAUAAUACAAAGAAUAGCCAUAUACUUUCCAUUCGGACUCAGCAAUGAACAGUUUUGUUAAGUUUGUCAGAGUAAUAAUGUUUUGUCCUAUUUGCUUUGAGUAUUAUCCAUCUAUGUCUCAUACAUAUUUUUUUUGGUAAAUUGCUUUGUUGAAUAUUGAAAGUAAAUUGCAUAUAUCAUAACACUUCUUAAAAGUAUUACUUUUUUGUUUAAGCGUGGAUUCCUUUAUGACCACCUGGGUGGCCCUAGAGGGUAUUAUGCUAAGUGAAAUAAGAGAAAGACAAAUACUGUAUGAUUUUACUUAUAGGUGGAAUCUAAAAAAUAAAACAAAUGAACAACAAAGUGGAAACAGACUCAUAGAUACAGAGAACAAACAGGUAGGUGGUGGUUAGAGGGGUUGAGUGAAAUAAGUGAGGGAUGUUAAAUUGUAUAAACUUCCAGCUACAAAAUAAAUGAGUCACAGGGGUGAAAUGUUAAAAAAUUUAAAAAAAAAGUAAAUUCCAUCUGAUCUUAAUAAGAGUGUUUUUCACAUUCUUCAUUGGGAUAUUAAAAUGCUAAUUAAACUUCUAGCUAUUUAAUAUAAAGCAGAUUGCUUCGAUCUCUGGCUUCCAUAUCUUUGCUUUUAAGAGUAUACAUGUUACUUUUUUCUUUUCCUUUUUGGCUGACCCAUGGCAUAUGGAGUUCCCAGGCCAAGGAUCAAAUCUGAACUGGAGCCCUGACCCAGGCCACAGCUGUAGCAACACUGGAUCCCGAACCCAGUGGACCAGACUGGGGAUUGAACCCAUGUUCCUGCCACUGUAGAGACACUGAUGGUCCUAAUGAUGGUGUUGUUGAUGGUUAUGUUGCAUCAUAAUAGGAACUCCUGAAUGUUAACUUUUUUGCAGACCUCUGAGGUGAAAAAUGGACCUUUGUAAAUACUAUUAUCUGUCUUCAUUUUAAUGUUUCUGCACCUUGAAGUAACAUAAUUUACAGGGUUGCUGGCUAGUCUGUUUCAUUCACCUACUAAUUGCUAGUUGAAUUUGAAUCUGUUGGAA